CCAACGACUCCAGGGACCAGAGUGCUAGUGGUGUCGCGACUUGCAUGCUAAACUAAAGUCUAGAACGACAGUCUACAGCGGUGGUGUUGUUUAAAGAGCGACGAGAGAAGAACUUGCGCUGACUGACAGGAUUUUGAAGACACACGUAGCGCAAGGUUUGCGGCUGCUGGGACUGCGGUGAAUGCUUACGUUCCUUGAACGCAGCCUCGUAACGUUACCAGCGAGUGAGGCUCAAGAAAAGCAACUGCACAGGAAGGAUCGUGUGACUCUCUGACGGUCGUGCGGGCUUUCCAAAGAUGGCAUCCUUGAAACACAGAUCACCCCAGGAUAUCCUGUCCGGGCAAAUGAAAAAGAGCGUGUCUCAGCCGAACUUCUCGAAAACUAGAACUGUUGACUACAGCAAUGUGAAGAGCCGUUGUGGAUCCACGGUGAACGCUAGUCACAAACCAGGAGGUGGCAUGAAGAAGAUUGCAACGGCAAAGGUCGAUUUUAGUGGUGUCGAGUCGAGGACCUCAUCAAGGCAUGGCAACUACGUGGCAGGUGGCGGCAAGGUUAAAAUUGUCGACAAGCCGGUGAAGUUAGGUCGUGUUACGUCAAGGAUUGACUCAGGAAAGUCAACACCGCACUUCAGGCCAUCGGAUGUGACACCCUUGCCAUCCUGUGUAUCACCGACAUCAUCUUUGACCGGAUUGACCCGCUCGAAAAGCGAAUCAUCUUCUCCUAGCACAUUGCGUCAUGUGCAAGGCCAUCAUGUGGCGAUGACACUACAUGACCAUGAGAAAGUUCAAGAGCAGAUUCGUAAGCUAUCGGUAGAAGAGGGUGCACAUGAAGAGAGCAGCACGUCACCUGGACAGAGCCCGACAACAGCGAGGAAGCCGUAUCGCAAAGGGCCAUCCUCUGAGAAGGCAGUAAAACUGCCUCUUGGUCUUCGCCGCUUUGCCUCGUCCACCUCUUCACUUUCUCGUCCAGUGGAAAGACUGAGUGACACAUCAGGCGCUGGCAAACGACUUACACGGCACACAUCACUUGACCCAGCAAGAUUUAGACAAGCAGAGGAAAGAACUAUAUCAUACACAUCUACCCCAUCAUCGGCCGCUGUGAAGACUGGAUCCCGACUUCGAAAGUACGGCAGUGCAAGUUCUGGCAUAGGUAAUAGCGGCAACAGCCGUAAGAGUGGUCUCUCCUCGGUUUCGUCGUCUGGUUUCCACGAGAGAACGACUAGCCUUGAUGAGGACCGGCUCGGUAGAGAUUGGAUUCGUGAACAGGAGACAGAGGGGAGUGAAAGUGCUGAAUCCGUUUCAGCUGCAGACCUUGUUACACAGUCACUGACCUCAUUGCCAGAAGCCAGUGUGUCUGAGAACGGGCAGGAGUUUGCACAUGCCUCCCCUACAUCAGGUGAAAACAAUCAAGAGUUGGAUAUUGAAGUACAUAGUGAGCCAGCAAAUGAGAGGUCACACACUUCCUUGCUGUCACCUAUCAGGGAGGCGAGUAUUGAGCAAGGCGCAUUUGAUUCACUUCAGGCCUAAGUUGGCCCUCCUGAAUACUUGAAUUACUAUUACAUCACAGGAACACACUUCAUGUUUUUUUUAAAUGUUCACUUGAGUGCUUUUUUGAUCAUUUUCAGAACAAUUAAUAUUUUAGGCCCGAUUCACUUUCCGGCUGUCAUCUCGGACCAGGAUAUUUCACUUCUCACGUAUGGAUGUAUUCUUGAAUUGCCACGCUAACUCUACUUGUAAGAGGAUAGUCUGAUGUGUUA
Molecule: messenger RNA, 1756 nt
Organism: Sycon ciliatum
Lineage: Eukaryota; Metazoa; Porifera; Calcarea; Leucosolenida; Sycettidae
Exons: 7
Coding region: 297-1526 (409 amino acids)
Molecular function (GO): tubulin binding
Source: RefSeq, a predicted model, not a curated record